Molecule: messenger RNA, 2905 nt
Organism: Strigops habroptila (Kakapo)
Lineage: Eukaryota; Metazoa; Chordata; Aves; Psittaciformes; Psittacidae
Product: acidic leucine-rich nuclear phosphoprotein 32 family member B
Exons: 7
Coding region: 181-924 (247 amino acids)
Biological process (GO): regulation of apoptotic process
Cellular component (GO): nucleus
Molecular function (GO): histone binding
Source: RefSeq, a predicted model, not a curated record
UGCGCUUGGGCGCGGCCGGCAGGGGGCGCGGCGCGCGCCGCCUUUGUUGCCGUUGGCGCCUUCCCUCGGCCGAGGCGGCGGCGGCGGCGCGCGCGGGAGCGGGAGCGGGGCGGGGCGGCGGGAGCGGCGCGCGGCGGGCUCGGCUCGGCUCGGCUCGGCUCGGCUCGGCUCGGCUCGAGGAUGGAGAUGAAGAAGCGGUUGACGCUGGAGCUGCGCAACAAGAAACCGGGCGAGGUGAAGGAGCUGGUUCUUGAUAACUGCCGUUCGGACGAUGGGAAGAUCGUUGGUCUCUCCUCAGACUUUGAGAACCUGGAGUUCCUCAGCAUGAUCAACAUCAACCUGCUGUCCGUCUCCAACCUCCCCAAACUCAACAAACUACGGAAGCUGGAGCUGAGUGAUAACAGGAUUUCUGGUGGCCUUGAAGUUCUAGCAGAGAGAACUCCUAACUUGACACACUUGAACCUAAGCGGCAACAAGAUCAAAGACAUCAAUACCCUGGAGCCCUUGAAAAAGUUGCCAAACCUCCACAGUCUGGACCUCUUCAACUGUGAGGUGACGAUGCUCAUCAACUACCGGGAGAGCGUGUUCACCCUCCUGCCCCAGCUCACCUACCUAGACGGGUAUGAUGCUGAUGACCAGGAAGCCCCUGACUCAGACCCUGAAGCAGAUGGGGAUGCACUGGAAGAUGAGUAUGAGAAUGGGGAAGAAGGUGAGGGUGAGGAAGAGGAGGAUGCUGAUGAGGAAGAUGAUUUGGAUGAAGAAGUCAUCGAUGAUGAAGAAGAUGAAGAUGAUGAUCUGGAAGGUGAAGAGGAGGAGGACGGAGUAGACGAUGAGGAGGAAGAUGUUGCUGUGGAUUUACACCUUGCUGGUGGGACUGUGAUUCUUGCAUCAAAGCAUCUUGUUUUGACUCCAGGAGGAAGAUGAGGAGGAAGAUGGUGAGGAUGAUGAAGAAGAUGAAGCUGAUGAUGACCUGCCACGAGGGGAAAAGAGAAAACGAAAUCUAGAGGAUGAAGGAGAGGAAGAUCCAGAAGACGAAGAGGACGAUGAGGAUGACUGAUCCCAGCAACCCAAUCAGUUUUACAGACUCUGACUGUGCUUGUCUUAACCUCCCCGUUGUGUCUAUGUGAGACUGUAAAUCCCCGUCUCCCGCUCCUCCCCCCUUUGUAUGGCUGCAGCGUCCACAAUAUAUUUUUUUAAGAUGUAGAAUCCUGUAGGCAUUCAGGGGAAUCUUCCAUCCAAGGCUCACUUCUCACAGGUAUCCAUGACCAAAGGCUUUCUCCGUUCUGUGGUUUGUGCAGCAGUUUGCAAAAACAAACAAAAAAACACACAAAAAAAAAACACAAAAAAAGAAAGAAAACACACACACAAAAAAAAAAAAAAAAAACCCGAAAAAAACCAAUUUCCUCCUCCUCGGGUAUCUUUUGUGUCUGAAGUCAGCUUUGCCACACUGGACCCAGAGCUCCAGCUCCCACCCUGCCCGACAGCAAAGAAGGCAUUUGCUUAUCCACAUGCCCUCAGACCAGCUUUCUGAAGACGCUUGAGCCACCUCGAGCAGUGGGUGCGAAUCUGGUUCAUCUAAAUGGACUCCAACGCUCCCUGAGGUCUCUCUGAUCAGAAAUAAUGGUGAUGUGAUCUCUGGAGAUGCUUGAAGAUACUUUAGUGCUGGGGAUGGGGGGGUGCAUGGGGUCUCGGGAGAGGGGGGGUGGCUGCUUGCAAGACCUGGUACCUCUGGCAAUGCACCUUGCAGUAGCCCUGCACUUGCUUUCCUAUUGUUUUUUUAGAAACUGGAAUCUUUCUCCUAGUGGCCACCCAAUAACUUCCACUUGGAUGUCCAAAUAAGCCUGAUUUCCGUGGCUCUUGAGUGUCUUUGCUGUGACGAGGCCUCUUGUCACCCCGUAGCAGCCUCUGCCUUUAGGAAGAGAUAGGAAAUAGCAGGUGAAGGGAUACUGCUCUUCUGUCAACCUCCAUUUCGCACUGUACAGAACACGUUCAACCAGUAUCACUGUGAUGCACCUAACUCGGCGUUCCCCGGGAGACCGUGUUAGCCUCGAUAUUCUCAGGGUCCUUCUGCUAGCCAGUACCAGCUCUGGACAGUUGCCUCAGCGCUAGCCUGGUGUACGCAUCCUCCUCUUCCUUCUCCUCUUUCUUUCUUAGCAUGAAGAGAAGUGCAUUGAUCAGAACCCAGCUCUCUCCCACUCGUGUUCAUGCUCUGACGGUGCCGCAGAGCAACGUGUCCCCCCACUCCACGGUGGCUGGAAGGAGGAAGCGGGGAUGAGCCACGUGUAGCUCCGCUACAGAAGGUUCCUCACCCCUUGCCCACCCUUCCUCCGCCUGGAGGUGUUCAUCCAGCACAUCCACGAGCUUUGCUGGCCCCGUGGCACCCAAGGGAUGGUAACUGGGUGCCGCAGAGCUGUGCUGGGGCAGGAGCAGCUGCUGUUCCUCCUGCUCCCCACGGAUGCACUGGCACUUUGUGGCAUUCCCGGUGGGCAACCUGCAGGCACCCAGAGGGGAGACUCGGCAGCGGUUCCUGCAGAGGAGUGGAGUGUGUUGCAGCACAUCCCAGUUCCUGUUGCUUUGUUCUGGUCUUGCUGUUGUCUCGUGUUGUACAGUAGCUGUAACCAUUCGGAGAAGAAUUAGUCCUGUAAAAUGCAAACUGAGUAACUUAUAAAUGUUAAAGGAAUUUUUUUAAGAAAAAAGGAAAUUUCAGAGCAGCAGUUACUUCUAAUUUUUUUUUUUUUUUCCCUGCAUUUUUAGCAGAUUGUAUGGAUUUUAUAUUAGCUUAGUGACUGUCAGGUUGCGAUUGGUCAGACUAGUCCCAGGAAUAAGGAUCUCCAGCCCCUUUUGUAUCUUUUGUUACAAAAUUUGGAUAAAACUUUUAAUAAAGACUUCAGUUUUUAAAAACUCA